AAAAAUUGAAAAUUUGUUAAAUUUGGACAUUAUUUGAGUGAAAAUCAUGGGGAAAUUAAAUGUAACGGUGCUGCGCUACCUAACCAAGGAGGAUUUUCGCGUAUUAACUGCCAUCGAGAUGGGCAUGAAGAACCAUGAACUUGUGCCAGGUCCAUUGGCUGCUGCCAUUGCAAAUCUUAAGGCGGGUGGCGUCCAUAAGAUACUCAAGGAAUUGUGUAAACACAAACUGCUCUCAUACGAACGUGGCAAGAAAUAUGAUGGUUAUCGUUUAACAAACACUGGCUAUGAUUAUUUAGCCUUAAAAUCUCUUACUCUCCGAGGUUCCGUUUCAUCAUUUGGCAAUCAGAUUGGUAUAGGCAAAGAAUCCAACAUCUAUGUUGUGGCUGAUGAAGAGGGUACUCCUAUAUGUUUGAAACUUCAUCGUUUGGGUCGUACAUGCUUUCGCAACAUUAAGGCCAAGCGAGACUAUCAUGGUCGACGUCAUAAGGCUUCAUGGUUGUAUUUGUCCAGAAUUUCGGCAACUCGUGAGUUUGCCUACAUGACGGCUUUAUACCAGCGUGGAUUUCCAGUGCCCAAGCCCAUAGAUUUUAAUCGUCAUUGUGUUUUAAUGGAAUUGGUCAAUGGAUGGCCCAUGACUCAAAUCCAUGAGCUUCGAGAUGCAGAACAAGUUUAUGAUGAUUUAAUGAAUUUGAUUGUUCGUUUGGGUAAUUCUGGUGUAAUACAUGGUGAUUUCAAUGAAUUCAAUUUGAUGGUAGCAGAUAAUGGCAAACCCAUAUUGAUCGAUUUCCCUCAAAUGAUGUCAACGUCACAUGAAAAUGCGGAAUACUUCUUUGAUCGCGAUGUGAACUGUGUGCGUGAACUCUUCCGUCGCAAAUAUAACUACGAAAGUGAAGACUAUCCAAAAUUCUCAGACCUACGAAGAGAAGAUGACUUGGACACAGAAGUCCAUUGUACUGGCUAUGGUUUUACAAAAGAAAUGGAAAAAGAUUUGCUGCAGGAAUACGGCAUGAUUGAAGAAUCCGAUGAAGAAUACGAAGACGAUGAAGAUACUGCACCAAAACUAGUGUCAACUGAUAAAACGGCCAAUAAUUAUACAAAUGAUGAGCUCGAUGAAUAUCGCCAACAAUUGGAAAAUGAAAUAAGCUUUAGUGAAGUGAAAUCAAAUAAUAAGGCAGAUGAUUCUAUAAGAAAAUAUAUAGAAUCCUGUACACAAUAUUUGGGUAAUAUUAAAAUUGGCCCAGAAGUUGAAAUACCAGAAGAUGCAGUAACAAAGAUAACACCACCAUCAAAAGAAACAAAAACAGAAAAAGAAGAAACUAAAGAAACGAAAGAAACAGAAAGCAAAGAUGCCUCCAACAAUAAUGCAAACAUUAUUGCUAAUGAAGUUGUAGAUAGUGAUAAUGCCUCCGACAAAGCAGACAAAUUUUCCGACGCCUGUUCAUUAAGCUCCAAUGACUUGGAAACCGACAAUGUACCCGAAUUGGCUGACUUGGAUCCUAAUUCACGCAUGUAUCGUUUGAAAAUGGUUGAAAAGCUAUUAAGCGAUGCCCGUUCUCAGCGUUCCUAUUCCACUACUGCCAGUACCAUUGCUCCCUCUGUUGUUACGGAUCGCAUUCGACGUAAUAUGGAUAAAAAGGAAAAAAUCGAAAUGCGUAAACGUUGUGUUGCCAAAGGCGAAGCCAGUGCUGUGCAUCGUCAUCGCAAAGAGAAUAAGGAUGUUGUCAAAGAGUAUGCAGGCUGGGAAUUUUAAUUUCACGAUGAAUGAAACAUAUG
This is a messenger RNA of Stomoxys calcitrans (stable fly), 1773 nucleotides long. RefSeq lists its product as uncharacterized. Gene Ontology annotation, molecular function: protein serine/threonine kinase activity; ATP binding. The record is from RefSeq and is a predicted model, not a curated record. Lineage: Eukaryota; Metazoa; Arthropoda; Insecta; Diptera; Muscidae. Gene Ontology annotation, cellular component: cytosol; preribosome, small subunit precursor; nucleus. The coding region runs from base 47 to 1750 and encodes 567 amino acids. The transcript has 6 exons. Gene Ontology annotation, biological process: maturation of SSU-rRNA; protein phosphorylation.